AUGCGAAAAUUUGAUCAGCAACAGAUUGAACAAAUUCUCAAAAAAAGGUUUUUUAUAACUCAAUCAGCCUAUAUAUAUGGAGGAGUGUCCGGGUUAUAUGACCUGGGGCCUCCAGGACUAUCGAUAAAGACAAACAUUUUGUCAUUGUGGAGAAAGCAUUUUGUGCUCGAGGAGGAUAUGCUUGAAAUAGAAACAACUACCAUGCUGCCCCAUGACGUUUUGAAGGCAAGUGGGCAUGUGGACAAGUUCUGCGAUAUCCUGGUUUUUGAUGAGGUAUCUGGUGAUUGCUUUAGGGCAGACCAUCUGGUUGGCGAUGCAUUGGAAAAAAUGAGUCCCACCGAAGAAAUUUCUAAGGAACUUCAAAAGGUCGACUGUAUGUCAUGCCAGGAAAUCGAUGAGAUCAUAUCAAAAUAUAACAUCAGAAGCACUUUGGGAAAUAAGCUGAGCAAGUCGCAGCAGUUCAAUCUUAUGUUUGGGACGCAAAUAGGAUAUAAGGGAGGUCAGACUAUGUUCCUGAGGCCUGAAACGGCACAGGGACAAUUUCUAAAUUUCAAGAAGCUUUGCGAGUACAAUAAUGACAAACUUCCAUUUGCAUCUGCAUCUAUAGGAAAGGCAUACAGAAAUGAGAUAAGCCCAAGAUCUGGUCUUCUGAGAGUCAGGGAGUUUGACCAGGCGGAAAUCGAGCAUUUUGUUCUCACCGAUGAGAAGGAUCAUCCGAAAUUUUCCACCGUCCAGGGAAUCAAAUUGAAGCUUAUGCACCACGACGCAAGUGAGGAAAUUACUUUGAAAGAAGCGAUCGAAAGAGGUAUCGUGUGCAACGAAACCAUGGGAUACUAUAUUGGCAGAACGGCAUUGUUUUUGAUUGAGCUGGGAAUCGACAGAGAGUUGCUGAGAUUCAGGCAGCAUAAAAAAGAUGAAAUGGCACAUUACGCGAAGGGUUGCUGGGAUGCAGAGAUAUAUACAUCGUAUGGAUGGAUUGAGUGUGUAGGAAUAGCAGACAGGGCAUGCUAUGAUCUUAGCUGUCAUGAAGAUGGAUCAAAGGUUGACCUGAGGUGUAAGAGGAGGCUUGCUGAGCCAAAGGAGAUCGAGGAGUGGGUUUUGAAACUGGACAAAAAAGAAUGGGGAGCGAAGCUUAGAGAUAGAUUUUCUGUGCUGAUGGAAACGGUCAAUGGACUUUCACAGAAGUAUAUCGAAAAGAACGUUGUAUCCAUUGGUGAAAACAGAAAUCGUCUAAGUGUAAAGUUUGAUGAAUAUACUAUCAAUAUCGAAUGCUCAAGAGUCAAGAAAAAAGUAUUUGUUGAGAAUGUAAUUCCUGAUGUAAUUGAGCCAUCUUUUGGAAUCGGCAGAAUACUCUAUGCCUUGAUUGAACAUUCGUUCUAUUUAAGAGAGGAUUCAAGGCCUGUGUUUAGGUUUAAGCCAGCGAUUGCUCCAGUCCAAUGUGCCAUUGGAUAUCUAAUCCAUUUUGAUGAGUUCAAUGAACACAUCCUGAAUAUAAAAAGGUUUUUGACGGACAAUGGAUUGGUAGUCCAUGUAAACGAGCGCUCCUGUAGCAUUGGAAGAAAGUAUUCAUCGUGUGAUGAACUUGGGAUUCCAUUCUUUAUAACAUUUGAUCCGGACUUUCUGAAGGACAGGAUGGUGACAAUCAGAGAGAGAGACUCAAUGCAACAAAUAAGGGUUGAUGUCGAGAAAUGCCCGUCUAUUGUACUGGAAUAUAUCAGAGGCCAGUCCAGGUGGAAUUAA
Molecule: messenger RNA, 1740 nt
Organism: Encephalitozoon cuniculi GB-M1
Lineage: Eukaryota; Fungi; Microsporidia; Unikaryonidae
Exons: 1
Coding region: 1-1740 (579 amino acids)
Biological process (GO): mitochondrial glycyl-tRNA aminoacylation
Cellular component (GO): cytoplasm; mitochondrion
Molecular function (GO): glycine-tRNA ligase activity; ATP binding
Source: RefSeq, marked provisional